Phytophthora nicotianae INRA-310 is the source of this 2197-nucleotide messenger RNA. RefSeq lists its product as hypothetical. Gene Ontology annotation, biological process: potassium ion transport. The record is from RefSeq and is a predicted model, not a curated record. Gene Ontology annotation, molecular function: calmodulin binding; small conductance calcium-activated potassium channel activity. Bases 1 to 2193 code for a protein of 730 amino acids. Lineage: Eukaryota; Oomycota; Peronosporomycetes; Peronosporales; Peronosporaceae. Gene Ontology annotation, cellular component: plasma membrane. The transcript has a single exon.
AUGCCGAGUAGGAAUGAGAUCGUGCCGCUGGAAGCAGCAAUGUCCGCUACCGAAUGUUCGGAACCAGAUACACGACCAGGUCCGGGAGUAGUGACUGUACCAGUGUCACCAAAAUCCAAAAUGAAACAUUUCGACAGCAAGGCAAAAGCUACUACUGCAGAAAUGGCGUCAGUACAGGAACGACGGAUGAUACUCGUACAAGCACAGCGACGACACACAGCUUUCCAGGUUUUCUACGGCUUUUGUGGUCUGGCACUUAUGAUGUUGCAGAUGGAGUAUAUGUGGUUCGCCAAUACACGGACUUUACCCGACUUGUGCCCGGUGGAAUCGACAACACAGUGUCCGCUCUGCUUUGAGGCUUUAGACACAAAUGUACCAGUGAGCGAAGGUCGGAUGGUUUUACUGUCACUGCGAGUGCUUAUUUCCUUCUCCACAGCACUCAUGCUGUACUAUAUCUAUCUCUACUACGCAGCAGAAUGCGAAGUCAUGAAACUCAAGAAUAUUAUGCCACCAAAGGCGACGUUGCUGAGCUCUUCGUUGCGACACUCGCUGCUCAUUGAAAUGGCCGUACUAGGUGUACAUCCAUUCCCCGGAAUUGAGGACGUGGAUCCGAAAUGGCCUCAACUAACGGUGGCCACCAGCCUCGUAAUGUUCACGCGGGUGAUUCUCAUAAUUCGAGUGGUGCAGUUCCGUAACGCGUUCAAUUCGAGCAACGGAUGGUUCAUUGGAGCGCUCACUAAUGUCGAUUUUACCGCAACUUUCUUCAUGAAAUCGACACUAAAGAAUCAUCCUACCACAUGUCUGAUAACAAGCUUUACUGUUCUUGGGUUCGUUGCUGGGUAUUCAAUGUACGUGGCGGAGCGCUUCUUAUGUGCUUUUAAAGCGGAUUCCUGCUGUCAACCCAUGUUACUUGGCGACGCGAUUUGGAUGCUUAUCAUCACAAUUCUCACCAUCGGAUACGGUGACGUCGUACCGCGCACAACUCUUGGUCGUGGCAUAGCAGUAAGUGCCGGAGUCUUCGGUACUCUCUCCGCUGCAGUGACUAUCGCAGUCAUGAGUAACUAUUUAGUACUUACACGGUCGGAGCACAAAGUCAAUGCGUUCCUCAAGAAAGACGAACAUCGACGGCUAAUAAAUGAUCAUGCGGCUCGAGCACUGCAGGCGUUUGCACAGCUUCGAGCAGCACAACGUCGACAUAACCGAGCUGCCUCACUAGAAGGAGGCGAAAGUAGUCACGGUAACAUUUCGACAACGGAGGUUCAUGAGGACAAAGCGACAGGAACCAGCGGUACGAAACGAGCCCUGCGUCGAGCGGAGCUCAAAUUGUUCACAGUGCUGGCAAAGUAUCGGCAAGUAAAGAGACGAGUGCACUCUCAUGAUGUCAGUGAUCCCAUGGAUUCACAAAUGACCAUGCUGGAAAUGAUGGAGGUUAACGUUGAGUACAUCCGCGCGAAGAUUGAGGAAUUGUCCGAGCUUUUCUUGGUCCAAAAUGGAGAUCGAUCGCGUAGUAAACGCAAUCUUAGUAACUUAAUAGCUGCCGCUACCAUCCCGGAGUCAUCACCGCCAUUAAGCGGGGGAGGUGGUUCAGUAUCAUUACCAAGCACCAGCAGUUCAAUUACACUUUUACAACAGCUACAGCAACAACCGAACCAACUGCAGUGGUCACUUCGACAGCCUCAACAACAAUCAUAUCAGCCUCGACAGGAGGCACCAACCUCACAAGAAAUACCCAGUAAUUCUACAGCCAACGAGGCACCUAACGUUGGCUCUAGUUCUACCCAAGCCGCUACCUCAUCGUCCGAAAAUGUUCCGCCUUGGGCCGUAAUGCUGGAGUUGACACUUCAAAGUCUCCUGGAGCAAGUAUCUCGAGUAUCAGGAGAAGUGGAAGUCAUGAAAGCUCGUAUGCACGCACACUCUGAAAGCCUCGAAAGUCGAAUAAUGAACCUUGAGAAGCGUCUAGUAGUGUCCGAUGCAUUGAAGGAGAUGUCGAGGACUCGGAGUUCCACACGAAACCUCCUUCUUCGUGCAUUAAAGACGAGCGAUGAUGGACCAACUGCUGGUAGUAAUCCCCCUUCACCGCGUUUACGACGUGUAAGCGCCACCGCCUCACAUCGGCCAUCCGUACACAACUUUGUGACAGCGUCCGAGUUGCUCGAGUUCCAAACAACAAACGAUGGGCAAGGCAAAGGAUGACAAG